Messenger RNA from Ricinus communis (castor bean), 4237 nucleotides. RefSeq names its product protein DEEPER ROOTING 1. The record is from RefSeq and is a predicted model, not a curated record. Bases 2986 to 3840 code for a protein of 284 amino acids. Gene Ontology annotation, biological process: gravitropism; regulation of growth. The transcript has 8 exons. Lineage: Eukaryota; Viridiplantae; Streptophyta; Magnoliopsida; Malpighiales; Euphorbiaceae.
UUUUAGAAACUCUACGAAAAGUGAUAUAGUUAAUUUGACCUUGUGAAGCAAAGCAGUCAGACAAAGCGGUUUAGGUUUGUUAAGCAUCGUACUUAUAUCCAGGUGGUCAUGUUUAUGCACUCUAGCUAGCAACAUCCUACACUAGUAAGGCUAGUAGUUAUAAGUUUCUAGUUUUGUGUUAGCAAAAAUCAUAGACAUAGAUGAAUUAGGUCGUUUGCGGUCGAAAUUCCUUAAAUAUUGAUCCUUGGAUGUAGGAUAUUAACUUAAGUGUAUUGGUUAUGAGCCACAGCAAGUGGAAAGAACAUACGAAAGAAUAAUGUUAUGGAUAGGGUUAACCUCAAUGGCGGACAAUAGAUACUGAAGGAGUUUUGCGUGGAACAUUAAGUAGAAACUCAGAACAAGUCAAUUUGGGUAGUUCACAGGGAUUCUAUUUAGAUUAAAAUAAUAUCUUUUGUCAGCCUAUGGGAUUCCUGCAUUCUAGGGGCAAAAGCCUUUCAACGUAUGUGCUAAGUAUAGCUACUCGAUACGUGAAGAAACGCAUGCGCAAAUGUAAUAAUACAUGGAAAAAAUGCAUGCAUAAAUGUAUAAUAAGUAUGUCUUAACUCUAAAAAUGCACUCUCUCUCAAAUACUGAAUUCCUAAGCACUAUUUGGCACAGAACAGUUGAGUCGAGUCAACUUCCCUAGACAUUGGAGAUUAGGAUGAACAGAGUCUCAAAAGAGAUAUAGACCUUAAUAUAUAUCAUGGGCUUCUAUAGUUCAAUAGCAACUUGUAUUGGGUGUUCAAGUAUGGAAUCAGAAAUGGAGGUAAUGAUAAAUGUUAAGAAUGAUAAAUUUGGAGAAAGAUUGUCAACUUUUUAAUUUUCACAAAAUGCAUGCCGUGCAUCUUUAUACUUUUCUGUUUGUUCUUAGUUUUCCCAAUCUUAUGGUAGUGCAGGAAGAUCCUGUGUUUUAGAUUAUAUUACAGACUUAAGCAUUUAAAUUGAGAGGUGGUGUUGUCAUUUAGUUUCCGUUAAUACACUUUAGCAUAUACAUUAUCGCCCCAUGAAUUUUGAGUUUAGUUGUUAUUUUCUUUUUAUCAGUGCUUUCCGUAGCCAAGCGUGUAUUGAUUAUAUAUUUAUUUAAUGAAGUUGGUGCAUUAAUUUAUUGGUAGGCUGUGCUAAUUACAGCAAUGCUUGGUCAUGCAUCUUAACUGCCCUUGGCUUAAACCUAUAGCUACCACCGAAAGGAGAUUUUGUGAUUGAUAUUUCCUAGUACAGUGCUACCAACAAAGUCCUGAUUAGCGGCCAGGAUUGAAGGGUUUACUCGUUGUCUUUGAGAGACAUAAGCUACAAAAUUUUCAUUUUCAAGCUAACACUUUUGUUUAUUAAUUAGCAGGAGAUCCAAUGAAAGCAGAGCAAGUCAAACAAUGAUGGCCACCAUGAAUCUUUUCUGGAUGAUAGAGGUCCACAUCAUACAAGCUUUACAACUCUGCUAGAAGCAAGAUAGAUUCAGUAGCCAAUUGGUCGGUGAUGGAUUGGGGACAUUACCAUGCGGUACUAUAUUUAUAUUUGUGUUCUUUAUUCUCCUAAAAUUCUUCUUCAAUUAGUUAUUUUAUAUAUAUACAUAUAUGUAUGUAUGCUUUCAGUUCAUGCUAUUGCUGCCCCAUUCUUCUUGUUUUGAUGUCUGCUAAAAGGUACAAACAUUUGAUCAAGAGAGUGUGAAUAAAUUUUGAUAUGUUUCACAUUACAUUAUUUCUUACAAGAGAUCAAUGUUUAAGCAACUUUGUGAUUCCAUUUAUAAUCCACAGCUUUUAUUCAACAUACAAAGCAAUGCCUAAUAAUAUGAGAAGGAUCUAUUCAAAUGACACAUGACUACAAUGCAUACAUGAUUACUAGACUUACGCAUUGACCCUUCUUAUAAAUCUUUAUGCUAAUUGCGUUGGAAUUUGAAAUUUGAUAAUUCCACAAAAUUUUAAGUUAUGCAACGACAAAAACAGUUUCUUUUUAUUUUGAUUUUAAGACAUCUUUAAUAGUUCUCAAGUACUUAGUUUAAAACGCUGGAAUUAUAUAUUAAGCAAAUAACGGAGUUCAAGGUUAAGGUAGGAUUCAUACUUCAUCUGAUAAACAAAAAUUCAAUUAUGAAAACCAUCCAAUGAAAGCAUACUAGUAAACAAAGCCUAAUAUACAACUACCCAAUUGCAACAUAUAUGUACGUGUAAAUAAUUGGUCUACAAGCUUCAGGAAGCAAGAGGAAUAGGCUGCUGUACUAUCUACUACUAAUUUAUAAAGGUGAAAAGUCGAGAAGGAGAUUAAAAUCUAUAACAAUAUCUAAACCAACCUUUUGUGUCACUCCUAGAAUCGUUAGAUUACCAAUUUACAUAGAGAUUGAGCCCAACUUUUUUAUCUUUGUGCUUCUCUAUGGGUUUCCAUAUACAUUAAUCGAAUGGACAGCGUUAAUGCCACGAAGCAAAGUUCAAAAUUUGUACAAGAGGAACGCCCAUGGAGUCAUCACCCCCAUGUGUUUAAAAGUACAAUUAAAAAAAAAAUGGACAAAGGACUAAAGUCGCAUUUUAGAUUAAAAUAAAAGGGGAAUGUCUUUUAUGUUAGUGGGAUGUGUGUGUGUAAUUGUGUAUGUAUGGAAGUAUAUUAUUAGUUUUAUAUAGGAGAGAAAGGUGAAGAGAUGUAAAUAUAUAUAAUUAGAUGAAUACAAAUACAAAGAUAUAAAGGUGGGAAAAGGGUGAGGGAUAUUGCAAGUAUAAGCUGUACUUAGGAACUUGAACCUGUAGAAAUUGAAGUCUGAAUUCUUCUCAAGCUUCAGCUAUUCCAUCAAAUUCAUCAAAAUCCCAUCUUUGUUUUGAUUCUUCCAAAGCUGAAUUCUCGUUGUUUCAAGAGUUCAGCAUUUUCAUACACGUACAUUUUCCACUUCCAAAUCCUGAUACCAUCUAUCUUUUAGCAUUAUUUGUCACUAAUAGCUCUGUCAGAAAGGUCUACACUUCUACCUCAAAAAUGAAGCUUCUCAGUUGGAUGCAAAAUAAGCUUAAUGGUAAUAAGCAGGGCACUGUCAGAAAACCUGCCGCAAACACAGCUCCAUCAUCCACUCAUCAUGUGAAACAAGAUCCUCGAGAGGAAUUCAGUGACUGGCCACACGGGUUACUGGCAAUUGGAACUUUUGGCAACAAUGAAAUAAGAUCAGAAAAUCUUGAAAUUGAAAGAGUUGAAGAAGUAGAAGAACAACAACAACAUGUUGAAGAAGACGAAGUGGAAACAUCUUCAUCUGAGGAUUUACAAGAUUUCACACCUGAAGAGAUUGGAAAAUUACAGAAAGAACUAACGAAGCUCCUAACCAGAAAACCAACUUCAGAUAAGGAAAAAGAAGUUUCUAAAAAUCUUCCAUUAGAUAGGUUUCUUAAUUGUCCAUCAAGCUUGGAGGUUGACAGAAGAAUCAGCAAUACAGUAACUAGCGAUAUGGAUGAUAAUGAGGAAGAUAUUGAGAGGACAAUUAGUGUUAUUCUUGGAAGAUGCAAGGACAUCUGCGAGAAAAAGAAGAAGAAAGCCCUUGGAAAGAAAUCUAUUUCCUUCCUUCUCAAGAAGAUGUUUGUAUGUAGAAGUGGGUUUGCACCACAACCUAGUUUGAGAGAUACUCUUCAAGAAUCAAGAAUGGAAAAGCUUCUGAGAACAUUGCUUCACAAGAAGAUCAACCAUCAAAAUUCUUCCCGGGCAUCAUCAAUGAAGAAAUAUAUCGAGGAUAAUAAACAGAUGUCAAAAAGGGAUAAAGAAGAAGAUGAUCAGAAGAGAGAAAAAACUUGUGAUGGAUGUAAAUGGGUCAAGACUGAUUCUGAAUAUAUUGUUCUAGAGAUUUAAAUGGGCCAGCAAACUUAUAUUACAAUACAAAAUCCAAACAUGUACUUAAAGAGGUCAAAUGCCUGGAGAUUAUGAACUGAGAACUAGCUAGCUGAUGAGAGUAAUUUCCAAAGGGUUCCUAAAAGAAUGGAUCAAUAAUAACAACUAAAUAGUGGGUCACAAAGGUCACUACAGAUUCAACACAAAAUGUUUCAGUUUUCUUAAUUGUUUCUUCACCUUCUUUUUUCAUGGUUGCAUUGAGCGGAUUCAGUGCAGUACAUGUUAUGAAUCAUCCCUCCAAGGAUUUCUGUAGUCUGUACUGGCAAAAAGCUAGACAUUCCCUACAUUUUUGGUCCUAUGCCAUCAUACUUUUUAUCUUUAGGCAGAGUCUAGUCUUUGUAAUAUACUUGGACAUGAA